AGCCUCACGCGCACAGCCGCUAGUUGGCUAACGGCAGCGACCAGAGCACUUUUGUCGUCCGGGGUAACUUCACCUGGCACACACACUCAUCCAGCUUCAACCGGGGGUACAGAAGCCACCGUCAGACGUCGAAACUACGGGGAAAGUGAGGGUUAUCACGGGGGCAGUGUAAAGUCUGUCAUUCGGAGGAAAUAAGCUGGAGAACACCGCCAGCUAUCUUUGUUACUAACUCCGCCGAUACGUAGUUUUAGCUCCCUAGCUAACUACCGCUAGCUCAAGAAGGAAAAGGCCGUCGAGUUGACCCAGCGUCAAGUAUUUAACAGAUAGCGGAACAAUCGUGGCACAUUACGGUUGCCUUGGAUCGGAAAAAACCCUUAAAAUCAAAUCAGCAUUAAGAGAGGAUGGCUCUGAAAAGGAUCCACAAGGAGCUUAGCGACCUGGCUCGUGACCCCCCAGCGCAGUGCUCGGCCGGCCCAGUGGGUGAUGACAUGUUUCACUGGCAAGCCACAAUCAUGGGACCUAGUGACAGUCCGUAUCAGGGAGGAGUUUUCUUCUUGACAAUUCAUUUCCCAACAGACUACCCCUUCAAACCACCCAAGGUGGCAUUUACAACAAAAAUUUACCACCCAAAUAUUAACAGUAACGGCAGUAUCUGUCUGGAUAUUCUCAGAUCGCAGUGGUCUCCUGCACUUACUAUUUCUAAAGUUCUUCUCUCCAUUUGCUCACUGCUAUGUGACCCAAACCCGGAUGACCCAUUAGUGCCAGAGAUCGCACGAGUCUACAAAACAGAUAGUCCGAAGUACAAUAAACUAGCUCAGGAGUGGACAGCGAAGUAUGCCAUGCUUUAGGGUAAGAUACACCAGAAUGGCAAAAGACUGGACACAAAAAUAUGCGAUGUGAGGCGUCCCGUGGGAAGCUGGUGGAUAAUGUUGCUGCUGGUUCAAACAAAAAAAAAAUCCUGGAUUCUGUUUUUCUUUUUCACUUUUUUGGUCUUUUUUUUUGGUUAAUCAGCAUUUUACCCCCUCAUCUUUUCCACCUGCGCGCUCAUAAGAAGAUAGUGUUUUCUCUCUAGGACACGUGCCAGUUUCUGUGAAGUUUUGGCUCCCAUUUUGUGCGGAGUUAAAAAAUAAAUAAUAAUAAUAAUAAUCACCAUGGUUCUGAACACUCGGCUUGAGCAUGCACCAGUAAGAGUUGGUGAUGUUAGUCAUUCACUCUGCACACACUUAGAAUCUGAUGCCGCUGACUGGAUCCUGUGCGGUUGAUAUUUACUUUACUGUAAACUGGAGUUCUCAGAGCCCUUAUAGAGAAGCCUGUCUUUUGCCAUACAUGUACAUUUUAAAGUUUCAAAUUGGUAAAAAAAAAAAAUCUGCUGCAUUUAUUCUGAAAGUGGUAAAAAUCGGGGGGGAAACUCGUGUGAUGGCGGUAUGUUUUUCUGAUCUUUAGUAUAGAAAUGUACUACCUGAGGAAAGUAUCUUAUUCCACUAUCAAAGUGUGUACAGAGAAGCACAGCAGUAUAUAUCAAUGUUAAGACAAACAAAAUAUAAGAACUUCAAUGUUGUAUUUUAUGCAUGUUAAUAAAGGUAGGCUAUUAUAUCUAUGUUUCUGCAAAUUAGGUGGAUUGUAAAGCUGAACAGUUGGAAAAAGUUCCCCUCAAAGGUUUCUUUUCGUUAUUUAGAAGCCAGUAGCUGAGCAGUUAGUUUUAUGCCCACUCGAACACUGUCUUCUUGUAGCCCUAAAAUAUUGACUCAAAGCUAAUGGUUGAUAAUCAACUUGUGGCUCUGUUUCUUUUUAGUUUCCCCUUCAAUAAAGUUACUUAAACCAUAAAACGAAUCGGGGUUGUGCUUUUUUUUUUUUUUCAUUUGGAGACGAUGCUAAUGUCUUUGACGUCGCAGCAUAAAUCACUUGUUUUGUAUUGUAUAGAGUUUAUAUGCCUGAUUCCUCCUUUGAUAAACCUCUUGUGCCUGUAAACAAAGGGGAAGCACCAACAGCUGUCUUACCUAAUAAAGAGUGUUUUAGGGUU
Cottoperca gobio is the source of this 2020-nucleotide messenger RNA. RefSeq names its product ubiquitin-conjugating enzyme E2 D2-like. NCBI's taxonomy places the organism in Eukaryota, Metazoa, Chordata, Actinopteri, Perciformes, Bovichtidae. The coding region runs from base 402 to 848 and encodes 148 amino acids. The transcript is spliced from 8 exons. The record is from RefSeq and is a predicted model, not a curated record.